This is a messenger RNA of Rhea pennata, 2263 nucleotides long. RefSeq names its product enkurin domain containing 1 (gene ENKD1). Lineage: Eukaryota; Metazoa; Chordata; Aves; Rheiformes; Rheidae. The transcript is spliced from 8 exons. Gene Ontology annotation, cellular component: cytoplasmic microtubule. The coding region runs from base 186 to 1466 and encodes 426 amino acids. The record is from RefSeq and is a predicted model, not a curated record.
CCGGAGCCGCCCGCGAGGGGCCCGGUGGCGCCGGGGCCGUUGGGCUCUCGGCGGGGCGAAGCGCAGCUCUGGGCCGCAGCGAGCCCCGGCCGCAGCCGCCCGCCUGACGUGGAAACGCGGCAGGCUCUGGGGCGCCGGCUCUGGGGCGGGGAGCAGCCCUCGAAAUCGCGCUGUGGGCAAGUGGGAUGUGGUGGGGGGCGGCGGUUCCUGCAGAGCCCGUCAUCGCAACCCCGGCUCUGCAGGGGCGCCGGGAAGUUCGGCAGCAGGCGCCUCGGCCUCCUUCCUGGUUUCGGGACUCACGUGGAGGAGUUUCUCUGCGGCCUCCCUUGUUGCAGAAGCAGAGUGACGGCAGAAUGUGUGAAGGGCCAUCCAAGAUUUCUGGACCCAUUCCUCCAGAUCCUACACUCUUUCCAAACUAUUACAAACGUCCUUUCUCAGCCCGAGGGAGGCUGGAAGGGAAUGCACAGAAGCUGGAUUUUACCUCUGCCCCCCUGGACCCAGUUCCUAACCCAUAUCCCACUUUGGGCAGUGCCCGCCAGGUCCAACCAGCCCCUCGUAUUCGCCCCAGUGGAAGGGACAUUCUGGAAAAGGGGCAAAAGGGAACAGUCAGUCUCUUACUGCAGCUUGAAGGCAUCUCCCUUGACAGGGGCCUGCCAGUGAAGAGGAAGGAGUCCAAGGACCAUGAAAAGGAAAAUGUGAGGCGAAUAAAGGAGAUUCAGAAGAAAUGCAAAGAGAAAGAGCGAGCCCGUGAGCACAAUCAGCCCAAACCUGUGAAGGCUCUGUGGAAAUCCCAGAAAUAUGACAAUGUGGAAUCAAAGGUGAAGGCCAAACUUCAGGAAAGCUCCCCACCUCCAAAUCCAGAGGCUGUGAAAUUCCUGAGGGCAUAUUCUCGAUGUGGCCCUGGGAUCAAGCCAUGCAGGCCGCUCUCUCCAAGCCUUGCCAGAAUGAAAGCAGAGGCAGACACAGAGGCUCCAGAGGCACUAGGUGCCGAAGCCAAGAUCCAGGUGGAGGGCAAGAGCGUCGACUUCAUUAAACACAAUGCCCGCAACGCCAAGCGGGCCCCAUUGCGGCGUUCCCACUCAUUGCAAACCUUGGCUGAGCUGCUGGAACAGAAACACCGGGAGCAGGAAGAGUACAACACCAAACAAAAGGGCCACGUCCCCCAGUACCUGUUGGAGAGGAAGGAGCUGUGGCGCAGACAGUUGGAGGAGCAGCAGCGAAACCUGCCAGAUCCUGACACUCCACCUGGUCAUACCAUGAUGCCUGAGGGCCAGCGGUUGGAGACCCUCAGCAAUCUGAAGCAGAGCCAAGAACAGCUGGUGAAGGACCUGGUGAUGCUUCCAGUGCGUGCAGACACCCUCAGCAUUCAGAAGAGGCGGAUGGAGCUGGAAAGAAAGCUAUCCCAGAUAGAGGAGGCCCUCAAAAUUUUCUCCAGGCCCAAGGUUUUCAUCAAACUAGACUCUUGAGCCAUUGGGGGUUGGGUGUGUUGUGCUGCUUUUUGUGAACAUCCUUCAUCACUGGAGAAGGGCUGGAGUCAGUUUGGGAGGGAGGAAGACAAGUUCAGGACACUGGGCCCAUGCAGGUGCUGAUAUGUUGUCUAAUGUCCAGUCUGCAUCUUGUGCUCACCCUCCAAAGUUGUCUCAUCAAGGGGAAAGGGAGGGAGGUGAGCUGAUUUAUUGUCUCUGCACAGUGUGGAGAACAGUUGUUUCUGUACUGCUUGACUUCUCACAGAGAUCUGCUCUGUGUGCUCUUGAUCCACGGGAUGGAUCUCAUCAUCUCUUAUUUCCCUGUUUCUGGAAACUGGUAGGAGGUCUCCCAUGCUGCUGCCUCUAGGCCUGGUGCUCCUUGUGCCCCUUUUUCUCCUUAACUAGUCCAUGGGCAUAGCUCAUUCCUGGCACCUCUACACUUGGCUGCAUUUAGAGGCAGCCUGACCAGCUGCAGCCACAAAAAAACCAAAAGAAAACAACAAAAAAAAAAAAACCCACCAACUGUGCUGCAUGUCUGCCAUGCGUGUCCUGGGCCUCAGUGCUGACCUAUCUUGAGCAUGCAGCUGGUACCUGUAUACCCUCUGACCUGCUGGAUGUGUUCAGCAGCUCAGGGACAGCUCAAGGGAAAGGGGCAUAGUGCUCCAGUUCUGCCCUCUCAGGGAAGAGCUGGGGCAGCAGCAGGGGAAUCUGUCGGUAGCUAAGCCAACAGAAUGUCUGGAGAAACCUUCAUUGUCCAUGGGGCAGGAUGUGCUCCAAUAAAGUAUCGUUUCCCUCCA